Cyprinus carpio (common carp) is the source of this 1616-nucleotide messenger RNA. Its product is annotated as calbindin-like. Gene Ontology annotation, biological process: regulation of long-term synaptic potentiation; regulation of presynaptic cytosolic calcium ion concentration. Gene Ontology annotation, molecular function: calcium ion binding. Gene Ontology annotation, cellular component: terminal bouton; nucleus; dendrite. NCBI's taxonomy places the organism in Eukaryota, Metazoa, Chordata, Actinopteri, Cypriniformes, Cyprinidae. The record is from RefSeq and is a predicted model, not a curated record.
GGUUUUGCUGAGGGGAGGGGGGCGGAACUUCACUUAAAUACUGGAGACAUCACAGUGUCAUUCUCACAGCAUCGGACUCACCGCAUCAGCGCCUGACACACGGAGAAAACAUGGCAAACGCGUACCUGCAAGGAGUAGAGAUCUCAGCAUCUCAGUUCCUGGAUAUAUUCCAUCAUUAUGACCACGAUGGUAAUGGAUAUAUCGAGGGGAAGGAGUUGCAGAAUUUUAUCAGAGAACUUCAACAAGCUCGAAAACAAGCAGGACUGGAACUAACAGACAAGAUGAAGGCCUUUGUGGAGAAAUAUGAGCAAAAUGCUGACGGGAAAAUAGGUAUCAUUGAGCUGGUUCAAAUACUACCUACAGAGGAAAACUUCUUGCUAUUUUUCAGACAACAACUGAAAUCCUGUGCAGAAUUUAUGGAGGCUUGGAGAAAUUAUGAUGCUGAUCACAGUGGAUACAUCGAAGCUGACGAACUCAGGAAUUUUUUGAAAGACCUGCUUCAGAGGGCUAAAAAACCAUAUGAUGAGAAGAAAUUAGAGGAGUACACACUGACUACACUGAAAAUUUUCGAUUCAAAUAAAGAUGGGAAAUUAUGUCUGUCAGAAAUGGCACGGCUGUUACCGGACCAGGAGAAUUUUCUACUAAAAUUUCAGGGGGUAAAAAUGGCCAGAAAAGAGUUCAACAAGAUUUUUGAGUUAUAUGAUCAGGACAGGAACGGUUACAUGGAUGAAAAUGAGCUUGACGCCCUCCUUAAAGACCUUUGUGAAAAAAACAACAAGGUUCUGGAAGUCAGCAAAAUCCCGACGUAUAAGAGCGCCAUCAUGGCUCUGUCUGACGGAGGAAAGCUCUACAGAACAGAGUUAGCGCUGGUGUUGUGCGCAGAGGAGAUGUGAACACCCUCAUCUGUACUCACACCAUCCCAGAACCCCGUCCUCAGCUCACCUGUGAUGUGUAAAGUAGCUAGAACCCUCUUACGUUCUUUCAUUUUGAAUAUGAAUUUCACAUAGAAAGGCAACCCAGUGGCACAUACUUUUCAAUUUGUUGUUUCUAUACUGUUUCUAAGUGUACAGAUUUUUUUAACAAUGGCACAGAUACAAUACUUACAAACUACACUGCAUACAUGAACACAUUUCCCUCAACAAAAGAAGAAAGCCAACAUGCUACCGUAUCCCCAUCUCAAUUCAAUACCCAAAAUACCUAUUCAGUAAGUAUAAUAAUAAGUAUUGAUUUAUCUUACAAUAUCAUAUACAAAAGCAAUAAUGUCCUCAAAGAAUGCUGUUGGUGGGAUCCAGCGUAAAAAAACUCCAAAAGGCUGCAUUUACUUUUGCGAUGCAUGUUUGUAACUGACGGCAGGCCCUGCUAGUGGGGUAUUUUUGACUGCAAGCACAUGCCGAAUGUAAUGCAUCGCCCCAGUCCUGUCUCUAAUGUUAGAUUUUGCACUGUAAAAAAGGACAUGCUCCUCUAUGCUAAACACCACAGACACUGUGUAAGAAAAUAUUAAACUUAUUGACUACUCGCAUCCAGUUGUGUGUCAUGAAUCCCUCAGUCCCUAAAAAUCUGUCUAAUUUUAAUUGUAAACAUGCAUGAGAUUCUUUCUUCUGUGGAAAGGUAUCUUU